CCAGAUCAUUUGUGAAGAUAUUGAACAAAACCGGCCCCAGGACCGACCCUUGGGGCACUCCACUUGAUACCGGCUGCCAACUAGACAUGGAGCCAUUGAUCACUACCCGUUGAGCCCGACACUUUAGCCAACUUUCUCAGACAUGGAGACCAAGAGACAUACACGGGUGAGAAAGAGGUUUUCUCAAUCUUAAGCCUUCUUGUCACCAGGCAAUGAGGGGACUCUGGGCCUGGCCAAGGGAGAGAGAUGGCAUGGGGAUCUGGAGCAGUACUGCCAAAUGGGCUCAGGGGAUCAAGCCCCAAAGACUGCGUGCCUCUCUUCUGAGGGGCCUGCCAUUUUCUUAUAUUUUGGCAACAGAAGUAUAGCUUGUUUUGCCAUUAGAGUCUCAUAGGAUUGAACUGCCUGCCUCCUGCAUGUGAGUGUGUAUCAGAUACAUGUAUGUGAGGUGUGUCAAAUGCAUGUGUGUGUUGGGCUGUGUUCAGAGAGGUACCUGUGUCGGAUGUGUGUGUGUUGGGCUGUGUUCAGAGGGGUACCUGUGUCGGAUGUGUAUGUGUGUCUGAGCUGUGUUCAGAGGGGUACCUGUGUCAGAUGCGUGUGUGUUGGGCUGUGUUCAGAGGGGUACCUGUGUCGGAUGCGUGUGUGUGUCUGAGCUGUGUUCAGAGGGGUACCUGUGUCAGAUGCGUGUGUGUUGGGCUGUGUUCAGAGGGGUACCUGUGUUGGAUGCGUGUGUGUGUCUGAGCUGUGUUCAGAGGGGUACCUGUGUCAGAUGCGUAUGUGUCUGAGCUGUGUUCAGAGGGGUACCUGUGUCAGAUGCGUGUGUCAGCUGUAUUCAUAGGGGUACCUGUGUCAGAUGCGUGUCUGAGCUGUGUUCAGAGGGGUACCUGUGUCAGAUGCAUGUGUGUGUCAGCUGUGUUCAGAGGGGCACGUGUGCCGGAUGUGUGUGUGUGUGUGUGUGUGUUGGGCUGUGUUCAGGGGGGCACCUGUGCCGGAUGCGUGUGUGUAUCAGCUGUAUUCAUAGGGGCACCUGUGUCGGAUGCGUGUGUGUGUCAGCUGUGUUCAGAGGGGCACCUGUGUUGGAUGUGUGUGUGUCAGCUAUGUUCAGAGGGGCACCUGUGUCAGAUGCGUGUCUGUUGGGCUGUGUUCAGAGGGGCACCUGUGUCGGAUGCGUGUGUGUUGGGCUGUGUUCAGAGGGGUACCUGUGUCGGAUGCGUGUGUGUCUGAGCUGUGUUCAGAGGGGUACCUGUGUCGGAUGCGUAUGUGUGUGUUGGGCUGUGUUCAGAGGGGCACCUGUGUCGGAUGCGUGUGUGUGUCAGCUGUGUUCAGAGGGGUCUGUGAGCUGACACAUCUGUCAGAGGGGUGCGUGCUUUGUGCGACUGUGCAUUUGUGUCAUAAAGCCGAUGUGUGCAGGGAGGGUAGGUCAGAGGGGGGUUGUGUGUCAGAGGCAUAAGUGGCAGGCAGAGGAGAAAGAGAAGUGUGUGUGUGUGGGUGUGUGUGGGGGGGUAUUGAGUGUGACAGAGCCAGCAGAAUAAGUGCCCUGUCUCUUUAAAGGCCCAGACACAGCCCCAUCUGAUGCGGCGGCUCCAAUCAGCAGCCCCUGGGCUCUGGCAGCAGCAGGAGCCUGGGCUCUGCAUUCCUCCCUCUUCCUAAAGGGCUAACAUGGCGAUGGCAGGAUGAGGGUGAGGUGAAGACGCAGGGGGAUGUGAGAGCAGCAGCUGCCCAGACACACACGCGGGGCGGACAGCGCAGCAGGGGGGAUUGCAGCUGAGGAAAGGAGAAGGGAGAGGAAAAAAAAAAAAAAUAAAAAAAACACCCAACCCAACAUUUUCAUGGAGAGCAAAAAUCCCAUGCAAGCUGGGGAGGAUCAGGACUCCUUUGAGCUGAGACCCUUGCAUCAAAAUGAACACAAGCACCAGGGUCAUCCCUUGACAUUCAUAGGCAGCAGGCUGAAAACAAACAAAAGGCUUCUGUGUUUCUUCACACCACGCGCUGUCAACCUGUGACACCCGGUGCCAGAGGAUCUUGUGAAGACCAAACGUGUAACUGGGUUCAAAAAAGAACUAGCUGAUAGUUGAAAAGACAACUGACUACCCUUCCGCUGAAUACUCUCUGGUGGAGGAUGUAGCCCUCCACUUCACGUGUUUGAUGGACAGACUGAACGAGCAGCGCCUGUUUCAGCCGGACCUGUGCGACGUGGACAUCGUCCUAGUUCAGCAGAAGAGCAUCUUCCCCGCCCACAAGGGGGUCCUUGCCGCCUACAGCCAGUUCUUCCACUCUCUCUUCACCCAGAACAAGCAGCUGCAGCGGGUAGAGCUCUCCCUGGAGGCCUUGACUUCCCAAGGCCUCCAGCAGAUCCUCAACUUCAUCUACACCUCCAAGCUGCUGGUGAACGCCUGCAAUGUGCAGGACGUCCUGAACGCCGCCACCGUGCUGCAGAUGAGCAACAUCGCCUCCUCCUGCCAGGAGCUCAUCAACACCAGGUCCCUCAGCCUGGCCAUGGCCAGCGACAUGGCCCUGCCCCCCGACGCCUGCGGCAACGCCGUCCCACCGCAGUACUACUGCGAGAUUAAGCAAGAGGUGGACUCUCCGCACCCCAAGAUCUACGCCCGGGAAGGUACCGAUCCCUACUCGGUGCGAGUAGAGGACAGGGUGGGUGGAGGCGGCAACCAGCACCUCCCGACUGUGGCUGCCAAGCAGUAUUACAAGGAGGAGAAGGACGGUGGCCUGGCCACCAUGUGUAAAAUAGAGGGUGGGGAGUCGGAGGAGGAUCUGGACAGCCAGGGCUCUUACAACCGGGAGCAGAUCAUUGUGGAGGUGAACCUCAACAACCAAACCCUCAAUGUCUCCAAGGGAACGGAAGGGAAGCCCACUGCCAAUGAAGCUGCCGCCGUGAUCACCCGACCAGACGGGGAUGGACGUGACACCGAGGAGGAAGGAGAGGAGGAGAAUGAGGAAGUGGGGGAGGAGGAGGAGGAUGCUGAGGUGGGGGAGGAGGAAGAGGAGGAGCACAGCGAAGAGGAAGACCUGGAGGAGACCACCGAGGAGGAGGAGGAAGAGGAGGACGACGAAGAGGCGUCUGAAGUGAAAAGGGAAAAAUCUGGGCAGCCCCGCAGGGGGAGCAGGUCGUCCAAGGCCACCAAGUCCACCAUGUCCACCAGGUCCCAGGAUCUAGCCAAGGUGGUGGAGGAAGAGGAGGGCCAGCGUGGGAGGAAGAGGAAAAAGGAGCAGGAUGGGCUGGGCCCGAAAGUCAAGCUGGAGGAGAAACAGCAAUACCCCUGCAAGAAGUGCCCCCGCGUCUUCAACAACCGCUGGUACUUGGAGAAGCACAUGAACGUCACCCACAGCCGCAUGCAGAUCUGCGACAAGUGCGGCAAGCGCUUCCUGCUGGAGAGCGAGCUCCUGCUGCACCACCAGACGGACUGCGAGAAGAACAUCCAGUGUGUGACAUGCGGGAAAGCGUUUAAGAAACUCUGGUCUCUCCAUGAACACAAUAAAAUUGUCCAUGGCUACGCAGAGAAGAAGUUCUCCUGCGAAAUCUGUGAGAAGAAAUUCUACACCAUGGCACAUGUGCGGAAACACAUGGUUGCUCACACCAAGGAUAUGCCGUUCACAUGUGAGACGUGUGGGAAGUCAUUCAAACGCAGCAUGUCCCUGAAAGUCCAUUCUCUUCAGCACUCUGGAGAGAAGCCUUUUAAAUGUGAGAACUGCAACGAGCGGUUCCAGUACAAGUACCAGCUGCGCUCUCACAUGAGCAUCCACAUCGGACACAAGCAGUUCAUGUGCCAGUGGUGCGGGAAGGACUUCAACAUGAAACAAUAUUUCGAUGAGCACAUGAAAACGCACACGGGUGAGAAGCCCUACAUCUGCGAGAUCUGCGGCAAGAGCUUCACCAGCCGCCCCAACAUGAAGCGCCACCGCCGGACCCACACGGGAGAAAAGCCCUACCCCUGCGACGUGUGCGGCCAGCGUUUCCGCUUCUCCAACAUGCUCAAGGCCCACAAGGAGAAGUGCUUCCGGGUCAGCAACCCCCUGGCUUCGGACACCGCCAACCCCGCCAACAACGGCGGCAGCCUCUCCGCUCCCCAGGGUGCCCCCUUGCCUCACUUGGCACAGCACCCCCACGCCCUCCCUUUGCCGCUGCUCCACCCCCUGCCCCCUCCUCCGCACCUGCCGCCUCCACCUCCCCUGUUCCCAGCCGGGCGGGUCAAUUCGAACAACUAGGCCAGCGUGUGCACGGACUGCUCUGCCACGCAGGGGGUACCCAGCGGGCUGCUUGUUCGCAUGAUGCCGGGAGAAGGAGGGAGGCAGUUAAUUCUCUCUCUUUCGUUUUUUUACCCCCCCCCCCAUGGUUUUAUGAUGAGCCCGUCAGCCUUCCGUCAAAAGGACAGGUGCUCUGGGCCACAGCAAGCUCCCAGGCCGCUUGGCGUGCCAGCGUUCAAUCAGGGUGUAGACAAACGGCUCUUCCUUCCCUCCUCGUUCCAUGGCUUUAGCGUUUCCCAAGCCCUGCUCAGACUCCUCCUCCCACCUCACGAGGCAUUGUUUACCUCUGCCGCCUAGUGCACUAUUGUAUCAGGGUAGCCCUUGCCACAAUGUCUUCCCGCUUUCGUGUGUACCUGCAUGUUUCGUGCAAUUACGUUAGACUAACGAAGUGCACAACUCACGCUCAGCCCCAUCAAGCCAUUUCCACGAGUUCCUCACGGCAGCAGUAAGGUUUUUUUGGGUGUUUUUGUCUCGUGAGGCAGCACUUUUAGCUUUGCCUCUGGCUAUUAGUCAGGAACUUGUCCGCGAUGCAUCCUGUGCGAAAUGUUUAAUCAGGGUUCCGCCCCUCUUUAGUAUGCUGCUGAAACAACCUGAAAAGACUACAGGUCCCAGCAUGCAGUGCUGUUCCGAAUGGCUUUCUGCUGGGAAAAGGAAGGAACAGAGCAUGCUGGGAGCUGUAGUCUUUGCUUGUUACGCGUCUGUGGUAAAGAUAAGGGUUGCCACAUUGCACGCUUUGGGAUGUCUGUAGUGCUGUCAGAGGUGUCACUGCGUCACCUGUCGACGUACCUGAGCUAGCUUUAGUUAGCUAGCUUGAGGAAUGCUCGUAGUGAAACUGCAGGGGCACGGGCUCUGCAAGCCCAUCCAGGGUCCUGACGAGGUGCUCAAACAACUAGUCUGUACUGCCGUAGCCUCACCUCUGUUGUUUUUAGAUCUAGCUAGAUCAAAGCUAGCCUUUGGCAUGCCUACAUGUGCUGCCGUCACACCCCUCUGAUUGCAGUGUAGACCAACCCUUUGGUAACCCUGCUCUAGCCACCGAAAUGGAACUUUCAGCCCAAAUCAUCAUCCUCUGGGAAAAUGGCACAAGGCAUGGGCACACAGAGAUGCACGGAUGCAUGGGAACUAGACUCCCUUUGAGAUUGGCCAGCGGGCUAUUUCACACAAUGAGUCAGCCACAGGAAUAGUCACAAGGAAAGGCAGAGAUGCUACCUUAUUCUGUGCAUUGUGGGCGGAGGGGGGUUUCUAAGUGACACAGGCUAUGAAAACAAAGGAUGGUAAUGUUUCAUGGCAGUUAUGCAGAUUAGAGGUAGUGGCUGUUAUAGGUAAUCUAGCGUAUUUGUGCUUGAGCCCGUCCCUUGUCCUGAGAGGCUGGUGCUGCAGGAGAGAUCUUUCAAUGAGUUCACCACUUCAUUACAGGAAUCCAAGCCAGGUUAGGGAGGACGAGACGUUACCACUAGCUGGCAUCUCCAGUGGCCCACAUGACAUGAGUUAGGGGGCUGUGUAUUCCACGUCUAAGGGCUGUGUAUUCCAGUGGCCCACGUCUCAAAACCCACCAUCACAGCCUGCUCUCAUUAGCAGCCCUUGUUAUGUCUUCCCUCCCAACCGGGAUUCCACACCCCGCCCCCCGCUUCCUCUGCAAUUUCUUAGACUAAAGCCCCAACCCAGACAGCUGGGUUUAAUAAAAGGAUUCACUAGCUGGAUAUGAUUUUUUCCCCAAAGGGGUUAAGACCCAUGAUAAUCCCAGCUCCAGUGCUAGAAAUGAGCUCCAUAUUUCUAGGAGACGGGCUGGAGCUGUCUGUGGCCGUGGCCAUGGAGCUGCAGCGUUCCCGUGGUGAGCGCUCCAUUGGUCUUUAGACUAAAAGAGAGGUUGGAAAGUCGCUGCACUCCAGCCUGAACGGAGCAGCAGGCUCUAGUCCUAGGCUGAACUUCCCUGGAAGUUACUCUUCAUAAUAGUGCCUUACAGUUACUGAAAGUAAGCUCCCGGUGUGUGCUCGGGAGCCUGGUUAGCCUGAAGUCUGCUCAUCAGAUCUGAUAACCUGCCUGUAGGACCAAGGAAAGGCAGUGGCUCAGCUCCUUCAAUCUCCUUUUCCUCCUUUCAUGUCUUAUCUGAUAGGCCCUCGACCCCAGUACUUAACUCUCCUUUAGGAGUCUAGUUUUGCCUUCAGUCACAGCACAGUGAGCCUUUGUACACAGGGAGUGCAUUUGAGGGCUUUAGCCUGGAGUUGGCAACUAGAGUUCAGUGGCUAGUCAGAGGCUACCUUAUUGGUGAAGGGGCCUGGCAAGAAGGACAAGCACCUUAUAAAAUGUUGCAAGCCCAUGUGAGCUUCAGGCCCGGCAAAUUUAACUCCCUCGCCUGGCUCCAGGAUACUGAUGUGGGAUUGUGCCACGUUACUUUGAGUGCCAUUUCAGGCUAGGGAAGCCUUUUUGCAUUGGCCUCUAGGGGGAGAUAGCUCAGGCCACUGAAGUUCGGCCGAACAGUACCGAUCCCAGCCUCUGCUGGCUCUGUCUGAAGCUGCAUCAUUCAUGUGGGCUUUUCUGUCUCUUACACUGACAAUUCUCAUCUUGCAUUUCACUUAUUUAAGGAGCGUUUUGCGCUUGUGGAGUACAGCUUAUAACCCUGAUGGCAGGUGCCAUCAUCCCAGAGUGGCAGAUCAUUUAGGCCCUGUCUAGAAUGGCUUUCUUGUUACCUGCCAUGGCCUAAAAGUGGGGCUCGCAGUUGUGUGACUUACCCCAGGAUAAGCCCUGUUUUGCAGCAGUGCGGUGUCCUGUACUUUAGAAGGUUGCAAGGGUGUAACCACACGGAUGUAAUUACCCUAGUCUAGUGGCUUUCCCUAGUCCAGACAAGCCCUCGGGGCUAGAUCCUGCAAGAUUCUAAGCACCUCCUAGGAGGCAACUCCUUCAACUCCCAUUGGUGUGUGUUGGAGGGUGUUUUGCACCACUCUAAGAGCUGCUCAGCACCUUGCAGAGUGGCAGAGGGCAGUGCUGACUGUGGUCAUUUUAUUGCCCCUUACGUGUCUACUUAAUGGUCCCAGUGUGUGGUGGAGCAGGAUCUAGGAGAAAAGUACAUUGGCCAGAUUCAUCGUUGGCAAUGUGAGCACUGCCACUGGGAUAUGAAGAAGGGAGGCAGGAGGGAGAAGACAUGUAGUCAGCUGAAGAAGCCCUUUCUUGUUAGCAGUUUGUUCUGUUGGCUUUAUAGCUUCAGUUGAGACACCUACAUGCAUGGGGAUUCUGAGCCGUGUCUGGCUAAGGCAGAAGCUGCAGUGACGUGUCCUUGUAGCCCCAACUCAUCACAGCAUUUAACACAUGCUGAAGGCCAUCUUUAUUUAACAGCUAUGUGUUUAAGCCUCAUUGAAGUCAAUGGGAUUUAACCAUGUGCUUAAAGUUAAGCAUGAGAUUAAGUGCAUUGCUGACUAGGGCAAGGCUGCUGACUUGUGACUUUAAAUGACUGACCCACUUUUAAAUGACUGAUCCACUUCCCUCCUGCUUGGCAUCCCAAGCGGACCUCCAGUGCUGCCCCCCACACCUGGCACCUCCUUGUUCGAGCACCAGCUGGCACUGAAAGGCACAUCGCUUUUCACGUCCAUUGACCACUUCUCUCGCCUGUGUCAGCCGCAGCCUCUAUAUCGCAAUCAGUUAACGUCGUGUGUUGCAGAUUCUGUGCUCACAGACAGUCUGGUUCUGCUUCAUGUAAAGUGAGGCGGCUGCUGAAUGGGCUGCCGGUAUGGCUGUGAGCACCUUGCAGCUUCUCGGAUCAAUGGCAGAUAUCCCAUGGGACAGGGUGUCCAACUCAGCUACUUCCACAGGUCCAGCAUCCUGGGUUUUGUUAGGACUGUCCAGCAUCUUUCAGAUAUCACAUGUGUCUGCAAGGAGACCUGAUGGCUCAAGAGCUUGGCAAUGAGCUAAGACACUCAGGCAUUUAGGUCACUGGUGUGAACCCAACUCACUUUGGUCAUGACUGGAAAGUCUUAUCCUCUGAAGAUGGCUGGCUGAAGGCCUAUGCCAUAGGGGGUUUGAUGGUCUCAUCCCAGUGGCUCGGCGUUCGUGUCAUUAAAAGCCACCUCCAUCAUUGUCCCUCUUGCCUAGCCCUUGUGGGCAGUCUCAACAGAGGUCAUGGAAGGAAAGGGCCGUGCGCACUGAUUUCCCCUGCCACUCCUAUUCUUCCACGUCAGGGUUGCGGCAGGUGAGCAGGGCGCUGUGAGGAAAGGUAGCACUGCCCGUAAUGGGGCUGUUCCGUGGCCAGAAAAUGUAAGCCUCCAUGGCCGAGAAACCGGUCCCUUUCCCCAGCACUGAAUCGACUCGCACAAAUGCACACUAUCCAAAAGGGAAAGUCACUAAUUGCCUAGAAUCUGAUCAGAAUCGCUCACUUCUCCCCCAGCCUGCUGCAGUUUCUCAGUGUGCCUGUCUCAGCGGCCUGUUCUUCCCCACAAGCAGGGGUAAAUCCAGUGGGAUGCCAUCUGUGUACGCAACACAUGCAUUGCGUGCACAAUUGGCUGUGUAUUGUCCAACUGGCAACCCGUGGGAUGUCCCCCCGGGGGACCCCAUUCUGCAAAACAAAAUGGCAUCCUCCGUCCAGUGUGCUCUCGCACAUGCGAGGUCACGGCGCAUGGAGGGCGCUAUUUUGGAUUGCCUAAGAUGUGCAAGUGAGUUGUUGCAUGUCUUACUAAAGCUGCCACAGCAUGCCACUAGGGGACCUGGACGUGACCCCACCGAAGGCAGCGUCAAACAGGUGUAAGCGGGAGGAGAAUUCUGCCACUUGGUGACACGGCUGCUGCAGCUGCCCGGCUUAGACCCUGGUGCAUAAAGAACCCAUCCACGCCUGUUUGCCCAUUUGGAUUCAUUUUAAAACGUUGCCCAGAGAGCAGCCUGGAGACAGCAGAGCAGGGCAUGCACAUGUGAACCCCUGGGGAGUCAGAUCCCUGGUGCCCCAAGGCCAGGACUGAGAGACGCCUCCAGGACUCCUGCGCCGUCUCCAACCCUUUUGUCUACACCCUUAUUGAGUCUAAAUGUGUCGAUUUGGGUAUUUUUGUGACCGUACCAAGAGCUGAAGCGAAUGGUUCCAGAAGCGUAUUGGCCCCUGUUCAUCCCUGGUAGAACUCCUGCAAAGCCUCUUGAGUUCGACCAGGGGAGAAAUUCGGCCUGUUCUUGUCAAGCAUUUUAUUCUUUGAAUUCUUGCACCUUAACCCCUCACAUCCCUCCUACAAUGCACCACGAGUAUGAGAGGGGCUUUAUUUCCACUAGCAGUUAAUGAACGUUCAGCAAACAACUCUGCGCGCACACACACACACAACCCUGCCCACUCGCCCUGCCUCAUUUUCUUGUGUUGAACUUGCAGGGAGGGGGCAAUUUCCCAGGAGCCUGGUAGGCCAGACCAGUUUGCCUCAUAGUGUUCAUAAAGCAGGCCUCCCCCCCUGGCCGACAGCCAUAACGAGAACGCAGCCAGAGGGGUAAAGGACUGAGAUGGCUGUGACACAGUGCAAUAGCAAAUUGGCAUCAGCUGCUGGACAACCUUGAUUUUUAACUCUUUGCAGACAAGACAGACACCUUUGGUCCACAUGGAUGGAAGCCGCUUUCUAGCACAGCCCUGCCUAGAGACACGUCAUCCAUGAAGGGAAGGGGUGGGUAGAACCUAAUAAAAGAACAACCUCGGUAGCAUGGAACUUAAAGGAAACAAAUGGACAGAAAAAAAAAAAAAAAACCCACAAGCACUUCACUUGCCUCAAACUAGUUUCUAAUGCCUGGCGUUUGGCUGUGUAUUAUUUUAUGGCAUUCAGUAUCUGUUGCCCAAACAUGCCAAGUAAAGAGUGUAUCGGUGGCUCUACUAGUUGUGAACAAAAUAAAUGAAGCACUUUAUUCUGUGUAGAUACGGGGAAGGGGGUCGGGGGAGUUUGGAUGCUUUCCAAAAGCAUCUUAAGUAAUGUUCUAGGAAAUGUAUUAUUACAACGUUUUUUUUUAAUGACCAGGUGUAAUCAAUAUAUGUUUAUCUUUAA
This is a messenger RNA of Chelonia mydas (Green sea turtle), 10241 nucleotides long. RefSeq names its product zinc finger and BTB domain containing 47 (gene ZBTB47). The coding region runs from base 2143 to 4218 and encodes 691 amino acids. The transcript has 7 exons. Gene Ontology annotation, cellular component: nucleus. Gene Ontology annotation, biological process: regulation of transcription by RNA polymerase II. The record is from RefSeq and is a predicted model, not a curated record. Gene Ontology annotation, molecular function: RNA polymerase II cis-regulatory region sequence-specific DNA binding; protein binding; DNA-binding transcription factor activity, RNA polymerase II-specific. NCBI's taxonomy places the organism in Eukaryota, Metazoa, Chordata, Testudines, Cheloniidae.